This is a messenger RNA of Moneuplotes crassus, 1750 nucleotides long. The record is from the annotation of a GenBank genome assembly. Lineage: Eukaryota; Ciliophora; Spirotrichea; Euplotida; Euplotidae.
AUGCAAACUCUUGAGAAUACAGAGAUCACCAUGAAGAAUAGCAACUUGGCUAGUGAUGAUCUGCUUUAUGAUAGCCCAGAUAUUCAAGAGACCAAAGGGUUUCUUCAAGCUCACAUAGACGAUCACGGUCACAGAGUUAUUGAUUCUUCUAGAAUCGUUAAUGACCUGAGAGAUUCGAGAAUGAACUAUAAGAUCGUGAGGGACUACAACCCGAUACCGAAACCAAAAGCUCAGUAUCCAGAUUUCUACAGCACAGUUCCAGCGAAGCCAAGAGGUGAAGGGGUUGCUAAAUUUUUCAUGGUGACUAUCCCGAUCUUAAUCGGUAUCGCCUCAGUUGCUGUCUUUGUCCUGUAUAUGACUAAUAGACUCAAGAUGCCUAAAUUCAUGAAGAAAUUUGUCAAAAAAGUGUCUAAAAAGCUAUGUCCAAAGAAAGAGACGAGAGAAGAUCACAUGGCUGAAAUCAACAAAUAUUUUGAAGACAAACCAAGAGAUGGUCAUGACAGAAUCAUGAGAAGAGUGAGGUACAGAGUCAGACGCCAAAUGGAGGACAAUACUGCAAACCAUAUCCACAAAUGUGGCCUUGAGGAAAGUGGAAGGGAAAGGACCCUUUCAGAAACCAAAGAAAGCGCUACUUUAAUUAUUUUUGCUCUCUUCAAGUUAGUUAUCAAGAACAAAAAGACUGCGUAUGGUCGUUACGGAUGAUUUGACAUAACCGCUGAGAACAACCCUUACCGAAAACUGAGCGAUACCUAUUAUUACAGGUUGAACAAGAACUACAAGAUGUUUGACAAUGAAGGUGGUCUUACCUUCACUGCUAAGGAUAUUGUAAAAGAUUACCACUCAAUCUUUUACAAGUGAGCUGAGAUCGAUACUCUUAAGAAGAUUUUAAGGAAAACUGAAGAGAAGUUGUCCGAGGAUAGGAGUGAAGAUAUCUUGAGACAGUUCGUGACCGAGCUAUGGUGUACUGAAUCUAACAUUGUGAACUAUGUAAUUAAGUCAUUAUUGUUUGAUUCAUUACAUUGAUGUCUAACUGGAGAAAUCCCUGAAUUCUUCAGACAUUUGUUUGACAAGAAGCGUGUCAAUUAUAACGAACAAAGAAGCCAGGAAAGAGUCCAAAGAUCUGGCAGUCGCUCGAGCCUAGAGGAGAUUAAAGGCAGAGAAGAAGAUGCUAAGCCCAAAAAUACAUCAAACUGGAUGAAUGUGGCUGCUUAUAGGACUGUGUUGCGUGUCUCUAUUAAGUUUUUCCUCGCUUUCAACCACUACAUCUCCUAUACUGGCAACAACUACGAUGAGGAGUAUGAGUGCUAUAUUUUCUUAAGAAAGUCCCUCUUCCUUCAGUCUCAAAAGAGAGAUAGAUACAGGUUUAUUUGUUACUCAACUGCCAAUGUAUGUCCUCAGGAAAUGUCUAUGGAUCAGUUUUAUAAGAGAAUUAUUCCUGAGAAAGCUAAAGAAGGUGUAAUCAUCAAGAUCAGAGUCCCAGCUAAGUGUAGGAAUUGUGCAAUGAUUAAUGAGAUUCAUGGGUCUCCAUCCUUUCAUCCAAAUGAAGUGAUUAUAGCUCCUUAUUCUCUUUUCACAUUUGAAGGGACAGGAGACCUUGAUGUUGACAAUAAAAGAGAUUUUAGAAGCUACUCACAAGUCACUCUUCAGAUAGAUAAGUUAAAAACCAACCUUGGUGACGAUGAGGCUUUCUGGAUGGAGAAAAGUAUUGAUCUCGAGAAAAAUUUCUAAGUUUCAAUUAUUCAUUAGUUAA